Angiostrongylus costaricensis is the source of this 1518-nucleotide messenger RNA. NCBI's taxonomy places the organism in Eukaryota, Metazoa, Nematoda, Chromadorea, Rhabditida, Metastrongylidae. The record is from the annotation of a GenBank genome assembly.
AUGUUUCCGGACUCGAAACAUUUCGUGGAUAUGUCACUGAAGUUCGAUCCAAUUGCAACGUUGAGAAACUUCGACGAACUCGGCGAGAAGGCCAACGAUAUUGCAGUCUUGAGAGAAUUCGUACACUCGCAUUUCAACCCUCCUGGAACAGAACUCGUUGAAUGGUUUCCUAGAGAUUGGGUUCGUGAUGAUGUCCGUAGGCAUCAGGAUCAUUAUUCUCUUCUUUAUGUGCCCCAUCCCUUCAUUAUACCAGGCGGACGAUUCAGGGAAUUUUACUAUUGGGAUUCAUUUUGGAUACUAAAGGGACUCAUUUUUUCUGAAAUGCAUGAGACAGCACGAGGAAUUAUCAAAAAUCUCGUCUAUAUGGUUGAUAAUCAUGGAUUUGUUCCAAACGGUGGCCGUGUUUAUUACCUUACCCGGUCACAACCACCUCUUCUUAUACCAAUGGUGUACGACUACUUCCUUGGCACCGGAGAUUUAGAAUUUGUUUUGGAGGUACUACCAACACUCGAGUUAGAAUAUUUAUUCUGGAUCAAGCACAGAUCCAAAAUGCAUGUCGAUGAGAACGGCAAAGAGAAGUUCCCAUAUUAUCAGUAUCGAGCCACUCUGAAAGUACCGCGUCCGGAAUCAUAUCGUGAAGAUCAUGAGCUAGUUCAUCAUUUGAAGAAUAAUGAGGAUAAAACGUACAUGUGGUCACAAAUAGCAUCCGCUGCGGAGACUGGAUGGGAUUUCUCGACGAGAUGGUUUGCCCAAGACGGUGAGGGAAAGCAUGACAUGAGAAGUAUUAGAACGUGGAGCAUCGUACCGGUCGACCUGAAUGCUUUUAUGUGCGCGAAUGCUCGAAUUCUUGCAAGCCUUUUUGAAAUAAGAGGCGACUUCAAAAAGGUGGCGUUUUACCAACAACGGUAUGAAUGGGCAAAACGUGAAAUGAAAGAAAUUCACUGGAACGAGACAGAUGGGAUAUGGUACGACUACGAUUUGGAGAGAAAAGCUCACUCGAAUACGUACUAUGUUUCGAAUGCAAUUCCACUGUAUGCGAAAUGUUAUGACGAUGAUGAUGAUGUUAUACCACGGAGAGUUCUGGAGUAUUUAAAGGCAUCUGGUGUGAUGAAUUUUACAAAAGGCUUGCCAACUUCUUUGGCUAUGGGAAGUGAGCAGCAGUGGGAUAAGGAAAAUGCAUGGCCACCCAUGAUUCAUAUGGUUAUCGAAGGUUUUCGUACCACAGGAGAACCGGAUCUCAUGAAGGUGGCUGAAAAAAUGGCUACUUCGUGGUUGACGAUAACCUACCAGUCAUUUAUUCGGACACAUGCAAUGUUUGAGAAGUAUAACGUUACAACACUGACUGAAGAAGCAUCUGCAGGUGGUGGUGGAGAAUAUGAAGUGCAGACAGGAUUUGGCUGGACAAAUGGUGUGAUCCUCGAUCUUCUUGAUAAAUAUGGUGGCAAAAUGAAAAGCUCAUCAGGAGCGCGUAAUCUGGUCGUCUGUUUGUCUUUUAUUUUUGUGUUGUAUUAUGAUUAA